Messenger RNA from Sphenostylis stenocarpa, 726 nucleotides. The record is from the annotation of a GenBank genome assembly. Lineage: Eukaryota; Viridiplantae; Streptophyta; Magnoliopsida; Fabales; Fabaceae.
AUGGCUUUUCCAAACCCAUCCAUGUCAGUUUCUCCACAGCGGAAGAUGGGAAGGGGGAAGAUUGAGAUCAAGCGGAUUGAGAACACAACCAAUCGCCAAGUUACCUUCUGCAAACGCAGAAACGGCUUGCUCAAGAAAGCAUAUGAAUUAUCUGUGCUUUGUGAUGCAGAGGUAGCUCUAAUCGUCUUCUCUAGCCGUGGCCGUCUCUAUGAAUAUGCUAAUAACAGUGUGAAAGCUACUAUUGAGAGGUACAAAAAAGCGUGUUCAGAUUCGUCCGGUGCUGGAUCUGCUUCUGAGGCUAAUGCUCAGUUUUACCAGCAAGAAGCAGAAAAACUUCGUGCACAAAUUAGUAACCUGCAGAAUAACAACAGGCAAAUGAUGGGUGAGUCUCUGGGCUCUUUGACUGCCAAGGAUCUCAAAAACCUGGAGACAAAAUUAGAAAAAGGAAUUAGUAGGAUUCGUUCAAAAAAGAAUGAGCUGCUAUUUGCUGAAAUUGAGUACAUGCAGAAGAGGGAGAUAGACUUGCACAACAACAACCAGCUUCUUCGAGCAAAGAUAGCUGAAAGUGAGAGGAGCCACAGUAUGGGUGUGUUGCCUGGAGGAACAAGCUAUGACUCCAUGCAGUCUCAGCAGCAAUUUGACUCUCGUGGCUACUUCCAAGUGACUGGAUUACAACCCAAUAAUCAGUAUGCACGACAAGAUCAGAUGUCCCUUCAAUUAGUGUAA